CAGCCGCUCGGUUUUGAGGAGCCUGCACGAUGUUGCCGAUUCUCCUCCUCGUCGCGGUGUGCCAGCUGAACUCGCCAGGGAGGGCCGAAGUGGUGACCUCUUUUGAAGAUGUCUGCCCCCAGUUUUUCUUCAGAGGAACCCCUCCGAGUAUCGGGCUGGCUCCCCCGCACCCGGCUCGGAUUUGCCAGCGGUACAAAAACCAAUAUCGUUUUGCCACUCUGUACGACCGAGACAACCGCAUCCCUGUGUUCUCUGCGUACAUCUACAACCCUGGGCAGGCAAAGAGGCCGAACACAUGGAGAAUUGAACCCCAGCUCUUGGAUUUAGCACUGCCGCCCGAAAUGGAAACGGAAGGAUCCCUCCUGCAGGAAGGUGGUGACAUGCAGGAAGCACUUCAAGGCAGCCAGGCCGUUUUGCUAGAUUACAAGAACCUGACCGAUUUCAACAGGGGUCACCUGAACCCCAAUGGCCACCAGCCCGACCGGGACGCCAAGUCUUCCACUUUCACGUUGACCAACAUUGUGCCGCAAUACAUCAAGCUGAACGGCGGGGCCUGGAACCACUAUGAGCAGUCGACGAUGGCAAGCAAGACCGAGGGAUGCCAGGAAACCUUUGCCGUGGUGGGCGCAGUGCCAGGGGAUAGCUUCAUUGCCAAAGGGAGGGUCAACAAGCCCAGCCAGGUAUGGUCUGCAGCCUGCUGUGUCAUAGACAACAAUCACCUGAGAUCUUGGGCCAUAAUUGCCCGCAAUGACGAAAACGCAGUGCAGACUCUCACUCUGGGGCAGUUGGAGGAGAAGCUGGCAGAGUUGUAUAACCAGAGUCACAUCUCUCUGUUUCAUAGCGAUUGUCCCCGGGAAUAAAGCCUUGUCCACAGAGACAUCCUGCACGAAUCUAGCGAUUUCAAAGUUAUGUUAGUCACAUGUUA
Messenger RNA from Podarcis muralis (Common wall lizard), 925 nucleotides. RefSeq names its product endonuclease domain-containing 1 protein-like. Gene Ontology annotation, molecular function: nucleic acid binding; hydrolase activity; metal ion binding. The record is from RefSeq and is a predicted model, not a curated record. Lineage: Eukaryota; Metazoa; Chordata; Lepidosauria; Squamata; Lacertidae.